Molecule: messenger RNA, 1316 nt
Organism: Penaeus vannamei (Pacific white shrimp)
Lineage: Eukaryota; Metazoa; Arthropoda; Malacostraca; Decapoda; Penaeidae
Source: RefSeq, a predicted model, not a curated record
AUGACACUUGAAGCCCCAAACACUGCGGUAGAGACUGGUGCAUCCAAACACAUUACAGCGAUGCGGAAAACCGUCACAGCUUCCAACGACACUGAUAAUGACGACACCGCCACUACACCAGCACACACAAAGCUCCACGCAGAGGCCGCCACAACCCGUGCCAGAGGGAGAGGCGCUGUCGUAACGCCUGAUCUUAUUUCAGAUAGGCCUCAGAACAGCUCUCCCCGCGUAGAUGAUCUAACUAUGAAAGAUGUCAACAUCUCGGCCAUCCUCGACUCCCUUCAGACAGGGUAUGACAAGAGAAUAAGACCCAAUUAUGGAGGUACUCCAGUGAUUGUCGGGGUUACGAUGCACAUUCUGAGUAUCAGCUCAGUGUCUGAAGUGCUCAUGGAUUUCACAAUGGAUUUCUAUUUUCGGCAAUUGUGGACAGAUCCACGAUUAGAUUUCAGUGCACAUAAAGGUUUGGAAGAAAUCCAAGUCAGCACAGACUACACCAAAAAAAUUUGGGUGCCCGAUACGUUCUUUCCAAACGAAAAGCGGGCAUACUACCACACAGUGACCACGCCCAAUGAACUCUUGCGGAUCUCAUCUAACGGCACAGUGUUGAGGAGUAUAAGACUGACCAUCACUGCCUCCUGCCCCAUGAACCUGCAGUAUUUCCCGAUGGACCGACAACUCUGCAUCAUCGAAAUUGAAAGCUUCGGCUACAGCAUGGACCACAUCCGACUGUCAUGGCAUGCUGGAGACCGGUCGGUUGUCAUUGAAAGCGAUGUGUCCCUGCCUCAGUUCCGUGUGCUUGGUUACAACAGGAAGACUAUUAUUUCUUCGACAUCUACGGGAAACUACUCUCGGCUGUUGUGUGAGAUCAUGUUCGUUCGUUCCAUGGGUUACUACUUGAUUCAGAUCUACAUUCCUUCAUCGCUCAUCGUCGUCAUCUCCUGGGUUUCCUUCUGGCUCAACCGAUCCGCUACCCCCGCCCGCGUUUCCCUGGGUGUGACCACUGUGCUGACUAUGACCACGCUUAUGUCUUCGACCAACGCCGCUUUGCCCAAGAUUUCCUACGUCAAGUCCAUCGACGUUUACCUCGGCACCUGCUUCGUGAUGGUGUUCGCCUCGCUCCUUGAGUAUGCCGCAGGCUACAUGGGGAAGAGGAUUCAGAUGCGCAAAAACCGAAUCCUAGCCAUCCAAAAGCUGGCAGAGCAACGCAAAACCGCUGCCCACGAUCACUCACACACGUCGCAGGACCACACUGAACAUCCCCCGAAGCAGACAGUGAGUACAACGACCAGAACCCCCACCCGACACACCAUGGGGGG